UUGUCUUUGUUUUAUUUUUUCUAAUAGCUUUUUACAUCUCUAUUUUCUUACGAUGCCUGUAAUCUGCAGCAGUCAGGUAACCUUCUGUGUUUUCUUCUUCAUCAAUUUUGUGUCACCCUUUGCUCAUUCAAAAUUGGCAAGUCCACUUUCAUUCACCAUAUCUCAAUUCAACAAUGACAACAAAAACAUAAUCUACGAAGGCGACGCAACGCCUUCGCUUGGAAUGGUUGAGCUCAACACAAUGACUCAAUACUUCCGCGCAGGACGGUGUACGUAUGCGCAACCUUUGCAUCUAUGGGACUAUGCUACUGGAUCAAUGGUUGACUUCAGCACCUACUUCACUUUCAUGAUCGACACGCGAAAAACUACGCAAUACAUGAGCGACGGACUUGCCUUUUUCCUUGCUCCUGUUGGCUAUCCAAUCCCUCCUAACGGAGCCGGCGGUGGCCUAGGGUUAUUCAACACCACCACUCAAUAUGGAGUACCCCAAAACCAAAUUGUAAUGGUUGAGUUUGACACGUACUCUAACACGGAAUGGGACCCGCCGGGGCAGCACGUCGGGAUCAAUGUUAACAAAAUCUCCUCAGCUAUUACUCGCAUCUGGGAGUUCGGCAACAAAACUAGGAAGAACACUCAUGUGUCGAUAACUUACAAUGCUGUCACCAAGAACCUUAGUGUGUCCUGGACAUACGACGAGGACCCAAGUUCUGCCUCUUUUGCAAACACUUCCUUUUCUUUUCCUAUCGACUUGAGUGAGGUUCUACCCGAACAGGUCACAAUUGGUUUUUCAGCUGCAACCGGAUUAUAUCCAGAGCGGCACGUUAUAAAUUCAUGGGAAUUCACUUCAAGUAUGCACUAUGGUAGGAGGAUACAAAAUCAAGGGAGGAAGAGGCUAAUAAUUUUUGUAGCAGUUUCCGCCUUCGUUGUGAUGCUUGGCGUGGCAAUGUGUGUUUGGUUGGUGGUACUGAUAAGGAAGAACAGAAACAGUUCCUUCAAUGUCACCACCCCUUUAAAUGUGGAUCUCGAGAGACUAGCCUUCCCGAAGCGAUUUACUUACAAAGAACUAGUUGCGGUCACCAAUGGCUUCGGGAACGAUAGAAGGCUAGGCCAUGGAGGGUCAGGACAAGUUUAUAAAGGGAUGUUACAAGAUCUAGGCUGCACUGUUGCUGUCAAGAGAAUCUUUGCGGAAUCUGAGCACUACGAGAAAGUCUUCAUUAACGAAGUGAAGAUAAUAAGCCGGUUAAUACAUAGAAACCUGGUGCAAUUCAUUGGAUGGUGUCACGAGCAGGGCGAAUGCUUACUUGUUUAUGCAUACAUGCCUAACAGCAGCCUCGACCAACAUUUAUUUGGCUGUAGAGCAACCUUGCAAUGGGACUUUCGGUACAAGAUAGCGUUAGGCUUGGCGUCGGCGCUUAAUUAUCUACACGAAGAUGUAGAGCAGUGUGUCCUUCACAGGGAUAUCAAAUCAGCUAACGUGUUGUUGGACACCGAUUUCAGCAGUAAGCUUGGUGACUUUGGGAUUGCGAAGCUCGUGGAUCCGCGGUUCAGGACUCAGACAACAGGAGUUGUAGGGACAUAUGGAUACAUGGCACCAGAGUACGCAAGCGGAGGGAGGGCUAGUAAAGAAUCAGACAUGUUUAGCUUUGGAGUUGUGGCCUUGGAAAUCGCUUGUGGACGGAGGACUUACCAGGAUGGGGAACUUCAUGUGCCGCUUGUCAGGUGGGUUUGGCAGCUCUACCUAGCCGGAAAUCUUCUCUAUGCAGCAGAUGAGAGGUUGGAUAAGAAGUUUGAUGAAAAAGAAAUGGAAUGCUUGUUAAUGGUGGGAUUAUGGUGCACUAACCCCAGCAAUAAGGGAAGGCCAAAAGCAGGGCAAGUGAUGAAGGUCCUUCUUUUCGAAGCGCCAUUACUGGAACUUCCAUAUGACCGGCGGUGGUACGAUGAUCCAUUGCCUCAAGGCAAUGAUUUAAGUCCUUAA
Pyrus x bretschneideri (Chinese white pear) is the source of this 1975-nucleotide messenger RNA. Its product is annotated as L-type lectin-domain containing receptor kinase IX.1-like. Gene Ontology annotation, biological process: protein phosphorylation. Gene Ontology annotation, cellular component: plasma membrane. The record is from RefSeq and is a predicted model, not a curated record. Gene Ontology annotation, molecular function: carbohydrate binding; protein kinase activity; ATP binding. Lineage: Eukaryota; Viridiplantae; Streptophyta; Magnoliopsida; Rosales; Rosaceae.